UGUGCGUCGCAAGGGUUCCCGAAAGUCUCGCGAUGUUGCGCAACAGGGUUUACAAAUUCUGCUUUUGGGCUUCGCCUCUUCCUCUCUGAUUUAAGGAAGCACCGUUAAUGUCCGUGUUUGGGUGAUUUGUCGAUCAGUCAGUCACUUUGAUGCUCUCGAACGCGGCCGAUGUUAUUUCCGCAUCAGUAGUGCGGGCACUGUAACUUCAGCCUUUCUCAUCUAAAGAACUAAGGGAUGUCCCUGCGUAGAUAAAAUCGUCAGGAGUUAUGGAACACAAGAUUGAUUUUCAAGAACUUCUGGCCAGACUGGUUAUCUCAGAGCCAACAGAUCCUAUUAUCAAGUCCAUAAUUAAUAAUAAUCUGGAGAGGCUGAAGAAAUUGAUCAGAGGCAAGGACAUCAAUGCAUUGUACCCUUGUGUUGAGUUACAAGAUGAAGUAACCCCUUUAAUUGCUGCUGUUGCAUUUGCAAAUCAGGAGAUUUGUACAUUUCUUCUGGGAAAAGGUGCUGACCCCAACAAACCAUCAAAGAGAUAUUUAGCACCACUGCAUUAUGCUGGACUGCGUAAAGUUCCAGUGAAUAUAGUGACAACAUUACUGGAAGCAAAGGCAGAUCCAAAUGGUCUAGCAGAACAACCUUUCUUUCCAAUUCAAUUAGCACAUGACAGAGAGGAUAUUGUGAAGGAGCUUCUCAUAGCUGGAGCUUUAAUGUGGCUAAAUCAUGGCGUCCAUCCUGCAAUUGAUCAGAAAUUGGCAAGAAUAAUCGGAAACUUUGCUAAAGAGAGUGAGUUCUUUUCCAAAAUCAAGCUUUUUUUACAUUUUGCACAAGCAAUAAAACAAACAUCCCCAACAGAUGUUUUCAAGCACUAUGAUCUUCACUUACUACAGGAGAACCCACAAACCCACCUCACUAUGAUUGACAUGUGCUUUAACGUUGAAGGUGCAAAUGAAGACGAAUACUUCCAGAAAGCCAUUAAAUGGUUGAACGAUUCCAAGAAACUAGUUUCCUAUGUUCAAGAUGUAAGCAGACGUCUGUCCACAGUUCCUCUGAAAUUUAGGGCAGGUGCAUUGAAAUCCUUAUAUAGAGUUGUUUGCGCAAUGAAGGAAAUACCUAAUGAGGUGUCACUUACCCUAAUUCCUGAGUUAGUGAAACUGCUUUCCUCUAAAACAGAAGAUUAUCUUGUGCCAUUGAUCAUUGUUACGCUCUAUGGCAUCACACAGAAGACAAAAGACAAGGAUCGUUGGAGCAACUCCGACCUUGAGGAAAUAUGCAAGCACAUUGUCCCAUGCACACAGAGGAAGGGUUAUCCCUAUGAAUUGAAGAUGUAUGCCUAUGCCUUACUAGCAGAUCUUUACACAUUUAGCUGUGUUCCUGGUUACAUCAGCUCUCUGGGACUGACUCUGGUACCUGAAGGACUACUUAACUGGGGAAGGGAUGAAAACCUGAAAGUAAAGCUGAGAGAUCUAAACAAGUUAUUAGACAGACAACGUUCUGUCUCCAAGUCAACAAGUGAAGAUUCAAAAGACAGUCAUUUGUCAGAAACCAAGAAGAAGAAGAGGAAGAAGAUGAUUAAGAAGAUGAAGAGAACGGCAGAAAAACAAGACAUACCAAAAGAAGAGACAGACACUCAAGAAAAUAAUGCAUGUUUAGCCUUCAAUACUUCAUCUACUCCUGUUGAGGAAUCUGGCCUUGAUGAGUGUUCUAGUGUCAAGCCGUUCCAACCCACCACUGACACGUCACCGUCGCAGCGCAAAUGGAUCAAAGUCAGCAAGCGGUGGGAGACGCAGUUAGAGAAGCUUGCCAACAUGGAUGAAUGUAAAGUUUAUAAAGUAGGAAACCUCACUCUUAUAUAUGAUGAUGAUUACUUUCGCAUAGCAAAGGGCAGUGAUGGAUCUGAGGUCUUCUUGGGCCUGAGGGAUGAUGGCACUGAAGUAGCUAUAAAGAGAAUGAUCAGGUCAAACUAUCAGUUUCUCAAGAGUGAGGAAGGAUUUUUACAUCUUCCAGAGCUUGACAGUAGCUGUAUUGUGAGAUACAUGGACUUUGCAGAAGACAGUUUCUUUGGUUAUCUUGCUCUUCAGCUCUGUGAAUACACUCUGGAUGAGUACAUUAAUACACACCUAUCCAAGGAUGACACUCCUGCCCUGAUGAAAAUCACUCAAGAGGUGCUCCGCAGUUUAAGUGUCCUUCAUGGUCCAACUACCAAAGUCCUUCAUCGGGAUAUCAAACCUCAGAAUGUUUUGAUAGAUAUCAAUGGAAAUGCAAAAUUGGCAGAUUUUGGCAAAAGUCGCAGAUUGACAGUGGAACAAACAACUCUGUACACAGUCCCUGCAGGAACAAAAUGCUGGAUGGCCAAGGAGAUGUUAGACAAAAAAGGCUCUGGAUAUAAGAGGAGCUCUGAUAUACAGGUGGCUGGGAUGUUGGUAUACUACAUCCUUUCUGGUGGACACCACCCCUUUGAAGGUCCACUUGGUGAUGAACUUGAACAGAAUCGAAACAUAAUCAGGGGGACUUACACACUAGAACAUGUGUCAGACGAGGUGGCAAAGGACCUCAUUGAGUGGAUGAUCAAUAAAGACCCUGCUGAGAGACCUACAGUGGAGGAGACCCUGAAUCAUCCCCUCUUCUGGAAACCACAGAGGAGAGUUGAGUACUUGAGAAGAAUUGGGAAUGAGAAGGAGGUCUGGAAGUAUAGCGACGCUGACCAAAAACUUCUAGAAGCUCUGAAACAAAGUGCUACGGAGAGAACCUUCUGUCAGUGGAGAUCCAAGAUCUCCUCUAGAGCAGUGACGUUUUGGGGCUGUUGCUGGGCAACACGGUCUUUCAACUACCUCCAAAGAUUUUCUAUGGGGUUGAGAUCUGGAGACUGGCUAGGCCACUCCAGGACCUUGAAAUGCUUCUUACGAAGCCACUCCUUCGUUGCCCGGGCAGUGUGUUUGGGAUCAUUGUCAUGCUGAAAGACCCAGCCACGUUUCAUCUUCAAUGCCCUUGCUGAUGAAAGGAGGUUUUCACUCAAAAUCUCACGAUACAUGGCAACUCAGCAUUCUUUGUCCUCCAAUCACGACGAGUUGAGUUUUUACCAAAAAGUUAUAUUUUGGUUUCAUCUGACCAUAUGACAUUCUCCCAAUCUUCUGGAUCAUCCAAAUGCUCUCUAGCAAACUUCAGACGGGCCUGGACAUGUACUGGCUUAAGCAGGGGGACACGUCUGGCACUGCAGGAUUUGAGUCCCUGGCGGCGUAGUGUGUUACUGACGGUAGGCUUUGUUACUUUGGUCCCAGCUCUCUGCAGGUCAUUCACUAGGUGUGGUUCUGGGAUUUUUGCUCAUCAUUCUUGUGAUCAUUUUGACCCCACAGGGUGAGAUCUUGCGUGGAGCCCCAGAUCGAGGGAGAUUAUCAGUGGUCUUGUAUGUCUUCUAUUUCCUAAUAAUUAGUCCCACAGUUGAUUUCUUUAAACCAAGCUGCUUACCUAUUGCAGAUUCAGUCUUCCCAGCCUGGUGCAGGUCUACAAUUUUUGUUUCUGGUGUCCUAUGACAGCUCUUUGGUCUUGGCCAUAGUGGAGUUUGGAGUGUGACUGUUUGAGGUUGUGGACAGGUGUCUUUUAUACUGAUAACAAGUUCAAACAGGUGCCAUUAAUACAGGUAACUAGUGGAGGACAGAGGAGCCUCAUAAAUAAGUUACAGGUCUGUGAGAGCCAGAAAUCCUGCUUGUUUGUAGGUGACAAAAUACUUAUUUUCCACCAUAAUUUGCAAAUAAAGUCAUUAAAAAUCCUACAAUGGGUUUUCUGGAGAAAAAAAUGCUAAUUUUGUCUGCCAUAGUUGAAGUGUACCUAUGAGUAUUACAGGCCUCAUCUUUUUAUGUGGGAGAACUUGCACAAUUGGUGGCUGACUAAAUACUUUUUUGCCCCACUGUAUAUACAUGUAUAUUAAAACAUGUAUACACUAAUGCAAAAGUGUGGGAGUGCCCUCUCCCCUGGCAGAGCGUUUUGAAAGCUGAGGCUACACAAUUUACAGAUUGUUUUGUGA
Messenger RNA from Oncorhynchus masou masou (cherry salmon), 4015 nucleotides. RefSeq lists its product as uncharacterized. The record is from RefSeq and is a predicted model, not a curated record. The coding region runs from base 267 to 2951 and encodes 894 amino acids. Gene Ontology annotation, cellular component: IRE1-TRAF2-ASK1 complex. Gene Ontology annotation, molecular function: ATP binding; protein serine/threonine kinase activity; RNA endonuclease activity. The transcript has 6 exons. Lineage: Eukaryota; Metazoa; Chordata; Actinopteri; Salmoniformes; Salmonidae. Gene Ontology annotation, biological process: intrinsic apoptotic signaling pathway in response to endoplasmic reticulum stress; mRNA processing; protein phosphorylation.